CAGCGUUGACGCAUCGUCCUCCUUCGUCCUGCAACGGUUUCUUGGCUCUUUUGUUCUUGGCCCCAAAACGGUUUCCCAGGCGCUAUUUGAACCCGCAUCAAGUAUACGCAGUGUGGGCCGUGAGCAUCGCGUGCCUCCGUCGCUAAUUCCACGCUCUAAUGAAGUUAUUGGGUGCGUGAUUCCUGCGCUAAUCUCUGGUCAGGCCAAGGAUCAAAAGGACGCGCUCCGGCAGCCCGAAGGCUAAUUGAAAAGUCUCAUCAAAAUCAACCGACCAGCAUUGGAAACUUGACUCUUUCGGUUUCGAAAAUCAAAAGCCGCAAUGAAGUUGGUCGUAUACCUUUACCUAUCCAUGAUUGUGCUGGGCGUUCAGGCCUGGCCCAGUGUGAAGCGGUCGUUUGAACUAUUUCCCGGCAGCCCGGCGGUGCCGCACAAUGUGCACACGGUCUCAGAUUGUAUGCACGUGGCCUCCGAGGCAGGUGACUAUAUUUUCAAGAAGCUCCAUCCCAUGAAUUCAGCCCUUAAUCGGGAGGCAGCCUUGCUCGAAUUGGAGGCAGCAGCUGUAGUUGCCGGAGCGGGAGCCGGAAUGGCAGUUCCUGGAAUCACAGAACCUGGGGCAUCUGCUACGGAGGACCAACCCGAAGUCUGUGGGCUGUAUGUAAUUGGCGAGCCAGACACUAUUGUGGAGAUUACAAUGAAACACUAUGAUGCCAACUGCGAGACAGGAGCCCUAAUGGCGUUUGUGGAUGGGUGGGAGCUGAAUGGCGAGUACUUCCCGGGCAUAAAAGAUCAUCACCGACCACUGGAGGAGCGAGUUUACGAGUUUUGCAACAAUUACAGACAAUGGCCUCGUAUUAGCAACAAAAAGUUCUUCCGCGCAAGUCAAAAUGCCGCCCUGUUGCAGUAUAGAAUUCCUAUUCGUGGAUCCUUUGUGGCCAACGUACGAUUCCACAAAAUAACACAACCCUGUAAUGUUUUGGUCCAGGACACCGCUGCUGUUUACAAGAUGACUAACUUUGGUCAGGCCCGGAACUGUACCAUUUCCGCCCUUUUCCCCGCUGUUGUUUCCCUGGCCAACUUGCGUAUUGGUGGAAAGAGUGUAAGAGCCCAGCAGAAAGUCAACUACGAUUGUCAAGUGCCCAGUGACCGUCUGGAGAUUGGAGGAUCCGCUGGACUGGACUCGAUCGCCAUGGAGAUGGCCAGUUCCGUUUGUGGAGCUUCCAGUGAGCCGGGACCCGAGCAGGCAAUCUUCUGCGGGGUCAGCACUGUGCGGCUGGUGUCCUCCGGGCGAUACCAGAACCAGGCCGCCCUUGUCCUCCGAAAGGCCGAGGACCAGGACCUGGACAUAGCCACGCUCAUCUGCGCGCUCUAAGCGGCCAGUAGUAAGGAGCUAUGCUAAUCGAAAACCAAAUCCAAGUGUGUAUAUGUUUGUAAAAAAAAAAAUAAGAAAACAGGAAACCAGUACAGCGGCCAGGAGAAGAAAUCGCCCGGACUCCACAGUAGUGCUUAAACUUAACUCUUAACUUAAUCCAACUAAUUCGCAAAGUAUUCUCUACCAAAGAGGCAUCUUAAGUAAUUUAUAUAUAUAUAUAUACCAAUAUAUAUAUAUCUGUAUAUGUAUAUCGAACAUUCUGAGUGUUGACUACAAAGAAUCGUGUGUGUUUA
Messenger RNA from Drosophila bipectinata, 1662 nucleotides. Its product is annotated as corticotropin-releasing factor-binding protein. Gene Ontology annotation, biological process: negative regulation of corticotropin secretion; negative regulation of corticotropin-releasing hormone receptor activity; hormone-mediated signaling pathway. Lineage: Eukaryota; Metazoa; Arthropoda; Insecta; Diptera; Drosophilidae. The record is from RefSeq and is a predicted model, not a curated record. Gene Ontology annotation, molecular function: corticotropin-releasing hormone binding.